AAAAUAUUAAAAAACGAACACGUUUCAUGAAAACGUGCAAUGUUAGUGGCACACGCAUCGCCACGCACAGUGCGAUAGAACGAAUUAAAAGUAAACAAGCUCAAUAAAUAUCUGUACUACAGGAUACACAAAAAUAUAAAUAAAUUAAUAUUAACUACAAAAUAAUGGCUGGGAAACAAGGAAAAGAUUUAGCAUUGUCGAUGCUACGAACAUUGCCAAGAUUAUGUUUAAAUAACAUUCGAGACAAUCCCGGCGCAAGGAAGCCUUCCAAACGUGGUCGGGGACAACACGGUGGUGACAAACACGGAGCUGGUAACAAGGGAUCGGGUCAACGGCAGAACUAUAUGAGAACUGGAUACGAGACUGGGAAUACUCCGUUCUAUCUUAGAUUCACUCGGGAACCGUAUUAUAAAGGACAUCAUUUAAGGAGAGAGUAUCCUCCUUUAUCUCUACAAACGUUGCAAAUGCUCGUCGAUUUAAAUAGGGUCGAUGUAUCUAAACCUGUGGAUCUUGUAUCGCUACUCAAUACAGGAAUAUAUAAUAUUAAAGUAGAACAUAAGCACGCUGGUGUACAUCUUACAGACGAGGGUGCUGAUACUUUCAAAGCGAAGCUAAAUAUAGAAGUUCAAUGGGCCAGCGAACCCGUAAUCGCAGCAAUUGAGAGGAACGGUGGUACUAUUACUACCGCCUAUUACGACACUCAUUGCAUAUUCGCAUUGGUGGACGUAGAUAAAUUUUUCACCACAGGAGAACCGAUACCACGUAGGAUGAUGCCACCAACGGAUUGCUUAGAAUAUUACAUGAGCGCGGCAACGAGAGGAUACUUGGCAGAUCCUGAACAAGUUUCUAAAGAACGCUUAGUUCUAGCUCAGAAAUAUGGUUACGAGCUACCGAAGAUCGAAGAGGAUCCAGAUUACGAAAUGCUCAUGGAACGUAAAGAUCCUAGGCAAUUAUUUUACGGACUUGAACCUGGCUGGGUGGUCAGUCUUAAGGACAGAGCUAUACUCAAACCGAAAGCUGAUUACCUUAAAGAGUUUUACGCUAGUUAAAUUAUUGUAGAAUGUACAUUUGGUAAAUAAAAAUAUGUUACGAACAAAA
Ceratina calcarata is the source of this 1098-nucleotide messenger RNA. RefSeq names its product mitochondrial ribosomal protein L15 (gene mRpL15). The record is from RefSeq and is a predicted model, not a curated record. NCBI's taxonomy places the organism in Eukaryota, Metazoa, Arthropoda, Insecta, Hymenoptera, Apidae. Gene Ontology annotation, cellular component: mitochondrial large ribosomal subunit. The transcript has 5 exons. Gene Ontology annotation, molecular function: structural constituent of ribosome. The coding region runs from base 165 to 1049 and encodes 294 amino acids. Gene Ontology annotation, biological process: translation.